CAAACAUGUUUAGUUAUCAUGCUUGUAUAGACUGUAUAGGGUCAUCUUCUAGAGAGUACAACUGUUAGGUAUAUGUUUGUGUACUCUCUUCCUCUCAAUUAUCAAUUUCACUACUCAACUCAUUUUCGUGGCGUGGCGCCACGGCGAACUAGCGACUUCUCGGUCACCAUCUCCUUGUCCCUCUUCCUGUCUCUCCUUGCAAUCCGCCGCCUGUUCGGUUCACAAGAGAUUUCCUGUCAUGGCGGCAUUGCUCCUCAAAUUCCCCCGUCCUCAUCACGUUUUGCGUCCCAAUAACAAAUUUCUUCAUUAUGAUUCAGACUCGACCAAAGUCGCAUUUUCGAGCAGUAAAAUUCGCUCGGGCAGAAUCACAGCAGCAGCGGGCAGGUCGGGUAAGGGAUUUGGGUCCGGCCCGUCAGAUAAAGCUUCCGCUAAAUCCAAGGGGAAGUCUUUAGGCGGGGCCAAGAAACCGCGGGAAAAUGGGUCGAAACCAUCUGGACAGUCCGUCGCGCCAGAAGAUCCGAAGAUCACGCGUCUCGUACAGCGAUUGGAGAAGAAGUCGUCAUCCGAUCCGGCGCCGACACGUGGCCAUCCGCUGAUCGACCAGCGCGCGGCAGCGAAGGGCCGAGUGGACUUCGUCCGGGUGGAAGGUUGGGAAGCUGCAGGUUCGGCAGCAGGUGCGGAAUUAGGUCCGGACGAAAUCGGCAAUCUCAAGGUGAAAAGCUUCACGGCCGGCACCACCUCUCAAGGCUACGAGGCUCGGGCCGAAGCUGGCCAACAGCUUCGGCAGCAAGUCGCAGAGGGAGACCCACCCGCGCCGCAGGUAGGCCUGUACGAACGCCUGGUGAGGCACCUGCAGGUUCUCGAGUCGCAGGGGAAACUGGCAGUCGCACGGGCGAAGGGGGAACCGCCCCUGCCGUCGUUCGACCGGUGGAGGUUCGGAGCGAAGAGGUUCGGGCAGUACCUAGUGGAUCAGAGUCACGUUCACGAAGCUCUUGAUAAGGCUGUUCUAGCAGCCCUUGGCGGAAGAAUCGGCGGGGAAACUGGGGGGGAAGGGGAGGAAGCGUCAGGAGCCAUGAGGGCUUUGAGCUUGGUGGGCCCGGCAGUAGGGUUGUCGCGAAGCGAGGCUCUAAGGAGCGAUAUUACCGCUCUCUCUAACGCGAGUGCUGCCACGGGAGCAGCAGCGGCGGCGGCAGCAGCGGCAGGAGCUGGAGGAGCAGCAGCAGCAGCAGCAGGAGGAGGAGAGGCACCAGCAGCAGAAGCGGCAGUGCCUGCAUCGCCCACCACCGAGACCAUAGCCUACGUCAGAUUAAUCGAGCAGCUCGGCCAGAAAGCAUCCGUCUCCAUCUCACCCAACGGCAAGGAGCAAAAGGAGAGGGAUUCACCCACACCAUCCUUCCUCUCCCUCACAUCCUCAAGCAGCAGCAGUGGCAGCAACACCACCAGUGACGCUUCCGCAACCAUUUCCCUCACCGACGCCGCUCGCCUCCGGCUCUUCGCGCACACGUUCACCCUCCUGGUCACCCACCUCACCAACGGCAUGCGCAUCGGAGCCAAGGCAGUUGAGUGCCUGCCCGCCCUGCGAGCCGCCAAGGCUGUGAGCUUCUUCCAGGAGUAUCCCCCCAGUGUAGGGGAUCCCAUGAGGGCGUUCAGGGGGGCUGUGGAUGAGGCUGGGAGGGGGCUGAGCGAGGGGGAGGUGCAACUGGUGGAGGGCGAACUGGGCCCGGCUAUGGUGAAAGCGAGCCUGCUGCUGAAAGUGCUGGCAGUAGAGGAGAGGGAGGAGGAGGUGGCUGGUUUGGUGUGAGGAGGGGGAGGUGCAACUGGUGGAGGGCGAACUGGGCACAGCCAUGGUGGUGAAGGCGAGCCUGCUGCUGAAAAUACUGGCAGUGGUGGUGGUCAGUGCGUCUCAGGGAGGAUUCAUGAGGGAAAUUCUGUCCAGCGGUACCAUGUUGUAACUUGCAGAAAGGAGGUGCAGGGCAGGGAUGGAUGGAAUGGAACUUCUGUACCAUGCCUUGCACACCACAGUUGAUUGUGCUAGGUGUUUAGAGUGUUUCUAGCAGAAAUAAUACUUCGUGGAAAUCUCAAGCGUGGGAAACUCAAAUCCUUUUUGGAACCGCUUCAGUGGGUAGUGCCGGACAGGGACAGCACCUAUUCCUCGAAGUGGUCCUUCCUGUUCAGAUCAGAUGAAAGCCGAAAUGCUGA
This is a messenger RNA of Closterium sp. NIES-67, 2199 nucleotides long. NCBI's taxonomy places the organism in Eukaryota, Viridiplantae, Streptophyta, Zygnematophyceae, Desmidiales, Closteriaceae. The record is from the annotation of a GenBank genome assembly.